Pogonomyrmex barbatus (red harvester ant) is the source of this 1220-nucleotide messenger RNA. Its product is annotated as odorant receptor 10-like. NCBI's taxonomy places the organism in Eukaryota, Metazoa, Arthropoda, Insecta, Hymenoptera, Formicidae. Gene Ontology annotation, molecular function: olfactory receptor activity; odorant binding. Gene Ontology annotation, cellular component: plasma membrane. The record is from RefSeq and is a predicted model, not a curated record. Gene Ontology annotation, biological process: sensory perception of smell; detection of chemical stimulus involved in sensory perception of smell.
AUGUCUCAUUCCUUCCGCGUGUCCAGCACGCACAAUCUCGCGUACCAAUUGGACAGCGAGUACAGUAUUCAACUGAAUCGCUGGUUCCUGAAGCCGAUUAGUGCUUGGCCCGGCACCAGCACCGGGCUCGCGGGCAAAAUACUGUCGCGCGGCAUCCAAUUUGUCUGUCAUUCUUUAAUCGCCUUCACGGUGGUACCGUGCGCAUUGUACAUCAUAUUCGAGCCGAACGUGUAUCUAAAGCUGAAAGCUUUCGGUCCGAUGAUCCAUUGGAUAAUGGGCGGCGCGAACUAUUGCUCGUUGCUGUCGCGCAGCUACGAAAUACGCAAAUGCGUAGAUCACAUGCGUGCCGAUUGGCGAUACGUGGGCAAUACGCACGAUCGCGAGGUGAUGCUGCAAAAUGCCAAGUUUGGCCGAUUCGUAUGUACCUUCUGCGCGGUUUUCAUGCAAGGCGGCGUCUGCUCCUACAGCAUCAUCACCACCUUGACAUCAUCGAUUGUCCGAAUCGGGAACGUCACGAUAACGACGCAUCAGCUACCGUGUCCGUUUUACACGGGGCUGGUGGACACCAGAUACAGUCCAGCGAAUGAGAUCGUGAUUGUCUUUCAAUUGCUGUCGACUGUCAUAGUGAAUACAGUUACCGUGGGCGCGUGCAGUCUCGCCGCAGUCUUCGCCACGCACGCCUGUGGUCAGCUGAACAUUCUGAUGAUGAGAUUAGACGAGCUUGUCGAUGGAAAGGAAAGUGAACACAAGGCCACGCGACAAAAGUUGGCUGCUAUUGUGGAACAUCAUCUGCGUGUAUUGAGUUUUGUAUCACAGAUAGAAACAUUUAUGAAUCAGAUAUGUCUCGUCGAAUUGAUGGGAUGUACUAUCAAUAUAUGUAUGCUUGGAUAUUACACGAUCACGGAAUGGAAAUUGCACGACACAAAGAAUUUACUCACCUACUUCACCAUAUUCGUAGCAAAAUCAUGCAACGUUUUUAUAUAUUGUUAUAUUGCUGAAAUUCUCAUGGACCAGUGUCAAAAAAUAGGCGAAAUGGCUUACAUGACAGAAUGGUAUCGAUUACAUCAUAAAAUUGCGCUCGACUUGAUUCUAAUAAUCUCGAGGUCAAAUGCCGUUAUAAAAAUAACUGCUGGCAAAAUGAUUCAACUAUCUAUUGCGACUUUUGGAGAUGUAAGUUUAUUCAAUAAUUUUAAUAUUAACACUUUUUUAUGAACAACAAA